Molecule: messenger RNA, 2131 nt
Organism: Zychaea mexicana
Lineage: Eukaryota; Fungi; Mucoromycota; Mucoromycetes; Mucorales; Lichtheimiaceae
Exons: 8
Coding region: 95-1723 (542 amino acids)
Biological process (GO): endocytosis; actin filament organization
Cellular component (GO): endosome; clathrin vesicle coat; plasma membrane
Molecular function (GO): phospholipid binding; clathrin binding
Source: RefSeq, a predicted model, not a curated record
CUCGGGUUCUCUUCUUCUCUUCUCUCUUCUCUAUUUUAUUUCCUUUAUAACCUUCUUCAGCUUUUCAAGCUUCUUUAUUAAAUCAUAAUACAAAAUGACCGCACGUGGUGUAGCCAGAAGCAUAAAAAACUAUGCCAAGGGAUUCUCUGAAGCGCAAAUCAAAGUGCGGGAAGCAACUUCGAACGAUCCCGGGGGACCAAGUGGUAUCAUUAUGAAUGAGGUUGCCCAGCUUACAUACAACGAACACGAUUUUGUUGAAAUUAUGGAUAUGAUUGAUCGUCGACUUAACGACAAGGGCAAGAACUGGCGUCAUGUAUUCAAGGCCUUAUUAGUAUUGGACUACUGUCUACAUGUCGGUUCAGAAAACGUUGUGCUUUAUGCCAAGGAGAAUGUCUAUGUGAUCAAGACUUUAAAGGAGUUCCAGCAUCUUGAUGAUAACGGCCGCGACGUGGGUGCAAAUGUGCGCCAAAAGGCCAAGGAUAUCACGAGUCUUCUUUUGGAUGACGCUAGAUUAAAAGAGGAAAGACAGUCUCGUAACGCGAUGCGAGACCGCAUGGCAGGUGUUGGUGACUACAUGAACGAAUCCUUAUACGGACGCGGAUAUGAUGGCACAAUGACCUUUGAUCGACCGAGCGGCCCAAGGUAUACCAACGGCAAUAACAACAACAGUAUGGACAACGACGAAGAUCGCGACCUACAGCGGGCUAUGGAAGAAAGUCGACGACUGGCACAGAGUGACUCUCGCGACCGAAACCAAGACGAUGAAGAUCUUGCCAAGGCGAUCGAAAUGAGCGAGCGAGAGCAACGAGAACGGGAGCGCAAGCAACGGGAAAAGUUGGAGCGAGACAAUAUAAAGAACUUGCUGGAUGAUGAUACAGACUUGUUCAAACCAGUUAAUGUCCAACAAACGGGCAUGACAUUUUCAGGUGUGCCACUGGGCGCACAACAGCAGCAGCAGCAGCAGCAGCACAAUCCGUAUCACUGGAAUCAGAUGCAGGCGCAGAUGACAGGCAUGCCACAGCAGUACACUGGUGUCGCACCAUUCCAAACCAACCCAAUGAUGAUGAGUCCACAGUACACUGGGUUCAAUACCGCGAUGCAAACGGGUGCUGGUUUCCCUUCAUCAGCAAACGGUCUGCAGAGCAUGUCCACAGGAAGCCUACCAAACACUAUGUCUCCUCUUAAUCCACAGCUUACAUCGAUGGGAUCCUCGCCCAUGUCUCUGAACCAGUCACAAGCACAGCAACAGACACCCGUAAAGACCGGCAGCAACAAUCCAUUUGGUCCGGGAUACCAGCAGCAGCAAACAGCAUCAUCAGUAGCAUCAGCAGCAGCAACACCAGUCGCUAUUCAAUCACAAACGCAAACACCUGUUUCUGCUCAGCAGACAGGCAUUAUACACCAGCUUUCAUCCUCGGCACCUAGUGCACAACCCCUACCACAGCAACCCCUUGAUCCACGACAUGCAAAGUUAAACACACUUCUCGCCAACAGAGACGAGGGACAAGAUACAUUUGGAAAUACAGGCAACCUACGUGUACCAGUUGGCACAGGUUUUGCUAGUUCACUUGACCCACAAGCAACCGGAAAGGCCAACAGUACUGGUGAUUUACUCAAUCUGAACAACCAGCCUACAGGCACGUCAUUUCCUCAGGUUCACAAUCCAUUUACACCGCAAUAUACCGGACAACCACAGCAACAAUCGACCGGAUCCCUUUUCUAAUUUAGUCCCGCAGUUCAUAUAGCUACUAGAACUUUUAAACGAACAUGCUAUGUACAGUAUUUCUUUUUUCUUUUUGCUCCACGAGAAUCUCCUUAUGUGGCUUCUACAUACGCGUGAUGAUAUGUUUACUUAUUGUUUUGAUCUGGGGAAAAGGGGAUUUUGUGAAUUGGACUCAAAAAAGAAAGAGCUGCUGUAAAGUAAAUUACUGCGAGCUUGAUGAUUGUGCUCUGCUUCAAGUAACCUUAUGUUGUUGGUAACUACAUCAACUGCACAAAGUGUUUCGCCCUUGGUAUAUUUUCAAAUGUAGCUGCUGGUUUUUACAUAGUACAUGGUUGGUAAACUUCAGGAAUCAUUUGUAAUAGCCUCCGAUUUACUAUGCAAUAACUUUUACCUUUUCGGUGUUAGCGC